AUGUUACGCUUAGGCAAUAGUGGGUCCAACCUCCCUCCCUCCCCCGACAAUAGCAGUUCCAAAAAGAGAGACGAGUACGUCAAUGAUGCGGCCUCAUCUGCAGACUUAGAAGAACUUCAAAAGCAUAUCGAAAGGGCAAAGUCGGCAUUCCAAUCUUUCCUUAAAAACAUUGGGAAAGAUGGAGUCCGGUAUGCGCAAUCCAUGUCCCACCAAGUCCUCGCACUCCUCAGGAAUGGGGAAGGUUGUCGCCAUAUCCGAGAUUACCUCUGUCGUCAAACGGCCAAGUUUCAGCCUUGGAGGCAUACAAUAAAGUCCUCUAAAGACGAAAUUCUUCAAUUCAGAGGGGUUGAAGAUAUCUUGCGCAAGAUUGACGGAUAUCUGGAGGAAAUCGACCGUGUACAAGGAUGGAUUGAUGACAUGGAAACGUACCUUUUCAGUGACGCCCAAGAGUUCGUACAUGCGUUCAAUACAAACCAGCUAGAGUUCCAACAAUAA
Coprinopsis cinerea okayama7#130 is the source of this 495-nucleotide messenger RNA. RefSeq lists its product as hypothetical. The coding region runs from base 1 to 495 and encodes 164 amino acids. The transcript is spliced from 3 exons. The record is from RefSeq and is a predicted model, not a curated record. Lineage: Eukaryota; Fungi; Basidiomycota; Agaricomycetes; Agaricales; Psathyrellaceae.